AUGGACAAAGACGCUGCUAUUGUCUUAGACAAAAUAGCUAUUCAGCCUGGCUCGAACUACUGUUCUAACUUGAAAAAGUAUGUUGGUCCUGUCACACUUUCCGGUAACGGUGAGCUAGCGAACCAUCUAUUGGUAUUCAUGCUAGUUUUUUUGAGGUCCCAGUGGAAGCAAGUGGUUGGAUACCACUUCACCGGGGAUUCGAUAAAAAAUGGAGGAAUCAAAUCGAUACUCUUCGAGUUAAUCAACAGGGCUGAAGCGAUAGGGCUGCAGGUGCAUGCCGUAAUAAAUGAUUGUGGAGGAGCAAACAAGAAGUUGUGGAAUGACAUCGGCGUUAAACACUCACGUGAGCGAGUCAUGAUGAACACUCCGAUUCCACACCCCUCCGAUCCCACACGCACGCUGGAAAUCGUACCUGAUUCCGUUCAUGUAUUCAAGAGCAUGAUCCAUGGUUGGAUCAAAAAGCGAACAAUUGAACUACCGGAAGCUGUGGUUCAAAAACAUGCGUUGUCUGGUUCUACAGCAGAUAUCACCCACCUAACAGAGCUGGUUGCAUAUGAAGCGCAUUGCGAUUUAAAAAUGGCUUGCGGGUUGACAGAAGACGACGUAAACUUUUCAAAACCGCACUCUAACUUUGACAAAAUGAAGGUGAAAAUGCUACGAAAUACGCUAAUCAUACUGUGGUAUCAGCAUUGCAAUGCUUCAGUGCUCAGAGUGGGCGGAAAGAGCUUUUGA
Messenger RNA from Ochlerotatus camptorhynchus, 732 nucleotides. RefSeq lists its product as uncharacterized. NCBI's taxonomy places the organism in Eukaryota, Metazoa, Arthropoda, Insecta, Diptera, Culicidae. Bases 1 to 732 code for a protein of 243 amino acids. The record is from RefSeq and is a predicted model, not a curated record. The transcript has 2 exons.